Molecule: messenger RNA, 8515 nt
Organism: Ylistrum balloti
Lineage: Eukaryota; Metazoa; Mollusca; Bivalvia; Pectinida; Pectinidae
Product: SEC14-like protein 1
Exons: 14
Coding region: 23-2179 (718 amino acids)
Cellular component (GO): cytoplasm
Source: RefSeq, a predicted model, not a curated record
UUCGGAUUAUUGAGAAAUCGGGAUGGUGCAGACGUAUCAGUCACCCGUAAGGGUAUAUAAAUACCCUUUCGAACUUGUCAUGGCCGCAUAUGAGAAAAGAUUUCCCACCUGUAAAAUGAUUCCAGUGUUUCUCGGCUGUGAGGUUAUUUCAGAACACAAAACAGAAGAUGAAGCUGAGCAUGUAGUGGAACGCAGGUGUAAACUGAAUGUGGACGCACCUUAUAUACUGAAAAAGAUCAUGGGCGUUGAUCAUGUGUACUUCAUUCAGACAAAUGCCUUGGAUAGGCGCAAUCGUGUCCUGAAAAUAGACGCCCACAACGAGAGUUUCUCUUCAAGGAUCAUAAUCAACGAACACUGUCAAUAUUCUGUACACUCAGAAAACCCAGACUGGACCUGUUUUGAACAGAGUGCAAGCUUAGACAUCAAACAUUUCUUCAAUUUUGAAAGCAUGGUCGAGAAGAUAGCUAUGAAACAGUAUGCUGCUAAUAUAAAAAAGGGUAAGGAAGUGAUAGAGUACUACAUCAAUGAGAUUCUGAGUUCUGGUGUACCAUACACACCACGUUGGCAGCCUCCAGAGACUGCAGCCAUUGAUAUCAAGACAGAUGAUACUCCAUCCCAGGACAGCGGCUUGAGAAGUCGUUCAAACAGUACCCACAGCCACAGCAGCCAAUCCAGCCUGGUAUUAGGCGCUACUGCAGCCACUAUCUGUACCAACAAACUCCCUAUUGAUCCUGAGGGGUUGUCUCCCCCUGACAAAGCCGGAAAGUUGGAAGAUGUAUAUAUUGAGCGUUUCCUUGGCUCACUCACUCCAGUACAGGAGAGCAGACUGGUACAGCUGCGACAGUGGCUACAAGAGACUCACAAAGGAAAGAUACCAAGGGAUGCUCACAUUCUGCGUUUUCUCAGAGCACGUGAAUUUAACCUGGACAAGUCACGUGACAUGUUGGUGCAUUCACUGGCCUGGAGGAAACUCCACAAUAUUGAUCACCUGCUGGAGACUUACCAACCGGGUGACAUUAUGAACCAGUAUUACAGCGGUGGUUGGCACUACAACGAUAAAGAUGGACGGCCAUUGUAUGUCCUCAAACUUGGGCAAAUGGAUGUGAAGGGGCUAAUGAAAUCUGUUGGGGAGGAGGUACUCCUUAAACAUGUUUUAUAUGUGAAUGAAGAAGGGUUGCGGCGAGCAGGUGAUGCCACUCGACUGCGAGGUUUCCCUGUAAGUGCCUGUACAUGUAUUGUGGACCUUGAUGGCCUCAGCAUGCGACACCUGUGGAGACCAGGAAUCCGGGCACUGCUCAGGAUCAUAGAGAUGGUUGAGGCUAACUAUCCAGAGACCAUGGGACGCCUGCUCAUUGUGCGAGCUCCAAGAGUUUUCCCUGUACUAUGGACACUUGUCAGCCCGUUCAUUGAUGAGGACACAAGACAAAAGUUCAUGAUUUAUGGAGGCAAUGACUACCAAGGGCCAGGAGGUCUCAUUGAGUUUAUAGACAAGAAAUACAUCCCUGACUUCCUUGGUGGAGAUUGUUUUUGUGAUGUGCCUGAAGGAGGUUUGGUACCUAAAUCCCUCUACAAGGAGGAGUUUACAGAAAAGGCCCCAGAAGGCCCACCCCUCAGUACAGAUAGCUUGUACCAGACUUGUCACAUUGUCAAAGAUUUUCCUCAUGAGGUGAUGAUAUCCAUUCCACAGAAAGGAUCUGUGAUUACUUGGGACUUUGACAUUUUAAAGGGUGAUGUGACAUUCACUGUACUACGGUGUAAACAUGAGGUGUCUGGGGACCCGCGGCACCAACACCACAUCAGCGGGGCCAUGGGCGGUAUCGGCUCUACGCAAUACAUCGACAAGACCAUGCAAGUUGGCAUGGAUCUAAGCAUUGUAGAGCCGCCUCAUAUAUGUAGGGAUGGAGAUAGUGUACAGGGUUCUCAUGUGACUAGUCAGGUAGGAAGUUAUAUACUACAAUGGAAGUACUUUGAUGCUGGUAAAGCUGUGUUUGAUUUUCCACUGGCCACACACAAGUCUAAGGUCAUGUAUUACACAGAGGUACUGGAGUCUGCAGCCUUCAGAGGGUCAAUGACAAGCUUGCAGUCAAGCCACAGUGCAUUCUCCUCGCUUAGUAUUGGCACAUCACAGAGCAGUCUGUCUGCAGUCACACCUGAUGGCAUUCACAGGCUAAAAAGGUGACAGAAGCUUGAAGAUUUUGACGGAGAGUAAACCUAUUUCACUGAAAUUCUAUUGGAGCUCUGAAUGAAUGUUCAGGUCAGUGACAUGUCCUGGAAUUGGUAGAUAGCUGUCUCUACAGUCGAAGAUCACCAUACCUACCUCAUCAUACGACCAGCCAACAAGGAUGUGAAGCUAAACUGUACCAAGGUUAUUGUCGUGGUCACACUUGUCAGUGGGCAACUGGUAUUGAUUGUUCCAUAUGGCCACAUUAUGAUAUGAUGAUAUCAUUGAGGUUUUGUACAAUGUCAUACAUUGUUAUCUUUUCUCUCAAUACUUCACACCAACUUCUUCAGUCUACUCCAGUCCAUACCCAGUUUGGAAUUUAAUGCUAACCACUGGAUUUCACUCCAUUUCUAGUUAAGUUAACAACAUGAGCUACUGCAGUCCACUCAAAACCUGGUUAAGUAAAUAAAACUAGCUGCUGUAGUCCACUCCAAACAUUGUUAAAUGCAUAACACCAACUACUGCAGUCCACUCAAAACCUUGUUAAGAAAUAACUGUCCAGUCCAGACUCACUAGAUAACAUCAACUUAUCUGGUAUGCUAUUUCUGUGUGAUGAUAUGCAGUGGUCCACCAGUAGUUCAUAUAAAUAGAUGACAGUAGAAUGACCGUAUCAUUAUUUCCAGUGCUCUGCUUGUUAUUGGAUAGAAGAGAGUUGUCUCCCAUCGCCCAUGUGAUAAAAUUGUUACUGUGAUAUGUAGUUUGGUGUAGGUUGUUUGUUGACUCUGAUCCAGAAGAUAUUUUUAAUUGACAUUAUCUCCUUCAAUGCUUACCUGUGGUACUGUUAUGAAAUCAGAUUCUAAUGCCCAACAUUGAGAAUGGAGAAAAAUUCUAAGGCAUUGUUCAAUCAAUUUGAACAAGAUCUUUGUUACAGUCAUUGUUAAAAUAUCUUUUUUUAUAUAUGUUGAUUAACCCAGAAGAACAUGGAGUUGGACAGUACAAGCUUGAUAUUGACUUGUAAAGAAUAAGGAUAUUUAUUUUUUAAUGACUAUUUAUUAAAGUUUUAUUUUGACCGAGAACUCAGUGCUUUGUAGAUAAGUCUCGCUGCCCUGUGUUCAUUGAUGUGACAUUGUGAGUGCUCUGAAAUGAGAUUUUACUUGUAACUGUUAAGUAAUAAACCUUCAGUUCUAUGUAUACAAUGAUAUAAAAUGGAAAGAGAGGACUUUUAAUUUGUGUUACUUGUCAUGAUCUUUAUCUGAUGUACAAGGUCAUGACAGUGGAUGAUCAUGACAUCUUCUGGGCCAAGAUUUCCGAGUAAUAUGUUGUUCUAGUCAUAUAAGAUUGUCUACUCUUGGCAAAAUAUUUUAUCAGUGUAUAUUUUUGACAUGAAUUCUGACUUAUCAAAGUAAUUUUUACAUGAUUAAUCAUCCUUGUGUGUAUAAUCUUCACCAGAUCUGUGUAAUGUGUUAGAAAAUACUUUUAGGAAAGUUUGUCUCACACAAAUCAUAUAGUUUUAUAUCAUUGCUGAGAGGAUUGUGAGAGUUGAUAGCAGGACACAAUACCAGUAAAGGAUCUGAUUACUGUUCAAUUUUACAUUACAAUAUUAAUCAUGUUUUUUAAAUCAUGUUUGUGAGGAUGUUUGUAUCAAGGCAUUUUGAUAUUUGUACUUAUUUUUUGUAAUAUUUUAUUUGUUAAUUAUUCACUUGAAAACAAAGAAAUUUCUGAACUCAUAAGAGUACAUUUUGAUUUAAGAUGGGAAUAAAGAAAAGUGAGAAGGUAGAUUUUACAAUUUUUCGUGAUAAGGAACUUAAACAUCAUCUCUGGCACAGUUUAUUAGAUGUAAUCUAACCGACUGUUUCUUGUCACAUUGACAGUGUACUAUGACUUAUCAACAAAAGUGUUCCAUCAUUUUUUGGUUAAAAAGAAAAUGUUAGUUGUGCCAUAUUGAAGGUCAGUAUGUGUAAAUAAUUGCUCUUCCACUUUAUCCACAGAGGAGAUGUCAAAAUAUCUUAAUGAAUAAACUUGAUCUAUUUUACAACACUUUUGAAACAAGCUUAAUCUCAUAUUAAUCACUCUUGUUGGCCUGGAUGGAAGCCCAUGGGGGUCUUACUGUGGGAGGAAACCUGAGUACCAGGGAAGAACCCAUGUGGUCGACAGGUGACCUCGUCCAUUCUGGGAAUCAAACCCCAGAUAGCUAGGUGAAAGGUGAGUGUGUAACUACUGCGCCACCUGACCACCCUCAAAAUGUUUUGUUGCAGUGAUAUUUUUCCCCACAAUUUCUCGUUUUUUGAAGAUCAUUUUGCAUCAUAUCACAAAUCAUUUUUAUAUUUUUAGCCCACUAUCAUCAGAUGGUGGGCUAUUCAAAUCACCCUACGUCAGUUGUUCAUGGUCUGUCCAUCCAAAAAAAAUUUCUGUGAUCACUGACAGGCAGCCAUUUUGUAUUUUGAAAAGUAAAGUUUGCUAUUGCUAUUUCUUGAGAAAUACAGCAUAGAUCUUUCUCAAAUUUUAUGUAUAACUUCCUUUUUGCCCAUUUGAUUUAGGGUCUGAUCAUGAAGACAAAAUGGCCGAUUUUGAGUUUGAAAGUUUGUUUAUUGCUGCUUCUUGAGAAAUACUGCAUAGAUAUUUCUCAAAUUUUAUGUAUAGAUUCCUCUCUAGUUGUGCCUGUUCGUGUUUGGAGCUGAUCAGAAAAACAAAAUGACUGACAGGCAGCCGUCUUGGAUUUUGCUUAGUAAUGAUUGUUAUCCCUAUUUUUUGAGAAGUACCGAAUGGACCUCUCAGAUUUUAUAUAUAAGUUCCCUUUGUCCUCUACUUGUGCCUGUUUGAAUUUGGACUGAUCAGAAAAGACAAAAUGACUUUCAGGCGACCAACUUUCAAAGAGCAAAUACGGAUUAAACAAUGGUGGGUGCCAAGAUCGUUCUGGGAUCUCUUGUUGAAAUGGCAGUUGGUAUUUAACACUGGUUGGAUGCACAAGACCUUGAAUGUGUGGGGCCUGCAGUCUACAUAGGCCUGUGAUUUUUUGUGCUCGUAUUUGGAAAGUUAUCUCCCUUUAAAUGUUGAUUUACGUUAUCUUCCUUACAAUAUGAUACCAUGUACUGUGCAGGUAUUUUCCAAAAUGUCAGUACUUAACCUGAAUUGAUUUUGGAGUUAGGUAUCUAGUAUCUGUGUUUCAAGCACAGUAUCAAAUCUAAGUGGAAAUAGAAUCAGUCGUUUGAUUGAGUCCCUUACUGGUAUCAAAAUACCAAAGUUAAGAUGGGUAGCUAAUACCAAAAUAGCUUAGUACCUCAUAUCUUGGCUAAGUAAUUGAAAAUAUGUCUAUAUCUGUUAGUAAAACCAUGAACCAUGUUGUAAAAAGUUUGCUGAAGCUACAAUAUUAUAGCCGAGGUAGCAGUCAUCAAAUUAGACAAAGCAUGUAAUAGAUAUGUGGGGUAGUUGAUAUCGAAACUUAGGUAGCUACAUUAAACCUGAAUUUGGUAGCAGGUGUGAAAACAUAUCACCUUUAAAUGUUGAUCAUUAAAAGUGCUUCAUUGUCCCCAGUGCUCAAACUAUGUAAGAGUGCUGACAAUUUUAUUGCACUGGUGUUGUACAAAUAUCUGUUGUAGAGACACUUGGCUCUUUCCUGAGGUAUUACAGAAGAUAUGUAAUAGCUACUGUAAUAUAUUAAUCGUGUAUAAAUACUAUUCUAUACAUUGACCUGCGUGCCAAAUGUUGCUAUGUCUACUUAUGUGUGAAGACUACUUAAGGAAAUAAUAUACAUCAUUUAUUAUUUUGUUGGGACCGAAUAGUAGUUUCUUAUUCUCUGGAAAAUUGAAGCUUCUGCCAAAAUAUUUUUAUUGGAAUUCUAUUGAGGAUUGUUAAAAGUUCCCCGUCUCCUAAUUGAAACUUGUGUUUAUUGUCUCCAAGAAGUGAUACUUAAGAUUUCAGGAAAUGUGUUUUAUCACCAAUUUUUUUCUGAAAGUGUUAAAUUGUGACAUAGAAUUGUCUCACAUAUUUGAUAUUAGUCAGAGAUGUAAGUUUUGUAAUGAAAACAUGAUGCAGUGUGAACCAUGUUAUAGUGGGAACUGUUUCUUUGUCAAGAGGUACCUGUGGCAUUUCUUUAAUGUGCAAAUUUGAUAUGGUAUGGCAUCUGCCAAUUAUUAUAUUAUUAUGUGAAAUACUACAAAAUGUAGAUUGUGUAAAAUUUGACAUGGUUACCAUUGCCUUAAACAGUUUGACUUCCAGGUUGAUUCUGACUAUAAAUUAAAGAAGUGAUAAAGGCCAGAUGGACCUUUUUGUUUGAGGGAAUGGAUAUGUAUGUAAAAAUAUUGUGUGGAAAUUGGCAUAUCAUAAUUACCUAAUGUCUCAUGGCAUCUUCAUCUACAUUAUCAUCUUCAUUACCAUUCAAUGCGAUGUGCACAUGUGAGAAAAUGCCAGUCUGUAGUUUUCAUACUUAUAUAUAUAUAUAUACAAUAGUAUUACUUAUUCCAGUGAGGUUUCUAAGUACUUUUUAAAAGAAAAAAACAGCAUAUGCUGCUGUACUUAAUAAUGGCCCAAAUUUGCUGGAAUAGUGAUUUAAAUGACCUUGCUACUAUCACUGGCAGCAGACAUUCAACAAGAAUGUUAUUGGUGUUGUAAUUUCCUGUCACCAGGAAUGGAAUAGCUGUAGAAGUACUGAUGAACCAGAUGAUGUCGUGCAUUAUCUCUAUCUCAAUCACAUAUCCGAAACCUUAUAGAACUUUUUGUGUACAUUUUUUUCCACAGAGUUAUUACAAACUCUUCUUCACUUUAGUAUAAAUUCCAAAUAGCUAACCAUUACAUACCAGUAUAUAGAAAAUAAAACAUACAGGGUUAACAACACAUUAUUACAUACAAGUAUUUGAUGUACAGUUAAGAUAGCACACUACUACAAAUAAAUAUAUGCAAUAGAACACAUUUGUACAGGUAAAACACUUAAAUACUAGUAAAAAAAAACCCCACACUACUGCUUACAAGUAUAUGUAAUGUACGGGUAUUUGUCAAACAACAUUUUAUUUCCAACAUUUUCUUAUUACAAACACAAAUAUGAAAAAAAGGAAAAUAGGCUUAAAGCAAUUUCUAUAACUCUCCUUUAACACUUAAAUACAGGUAAAAUUAUACAUUUUACAUACUAGGAUUGGCAAUAUUAUAUUGACUUGUAUAUACAGGUAAAAUGAUAUCUAUUACAUAAAAUAUACGCAAUAUUACACUUACCGGGACAUAUAAGUAAAAAAAGUAUUUACUACCUACAGGUAAAUGUAUUAUACUAACCAGUAUAUACGGAAAUAAUUAUAAAAAUUACAUACCAGUAUGUGUAAUAUUACACUAAAUUAUGGUACAUACAAGUAUAGGUAAUAUUAUACUUACCUGUACAUACAGGUAAAAUGAUGCCUAUCUAUUACAUACUAAUAAAGGUAAUAUUAUACUUACCUGUACAUACAGGUAAAAUGAUGCCUAUCUGUUACAUAUUAAUAAAGGUAAUAUUACACUUACCUGUACAUACAGGUAAAAUGAUGCCUAUCUAUUACACACUAAUAAAGGUAAUAUUACACUUACCUGUACAUACAGGUAAAAUGAUGCCUAUCUAUUACACACUAAUAAAGGUAAUAUUACACUUACCUGUACAUACAGGUAAAAUGAUGCCUAUCUAUUACACACUAAUAAAGGUAAUAUUACACUUACCUGUACAUAUAGAUUAAUAGAAUCUUUCACCCUUGUGUUUUGUAGACAGGGAUAUCUCAAACCGAGGGGUAUUUUUUUCAAAGUUUAUAGCUCAAGGCCUAAAAUGAUGCCUAUGUUUUACAUACUAAUAAAGGUAAUAUUAAACUUACAUGUUCAAACUAUCAAAAUUAUAUUAAUUACAUCCAAGUACAUUAUAGAUAAACAGGUAAAAUAGUAUGGCACACUUACGCCAUAUUCAACCUGAGAUAAGCUGAUGAUGCCAACAUGGUAUCAGAUGGCAGGGUUAUUAGGACAAUAAACUAUGUGAAUAAUUCUACUGAAGAGCAAUACCCAGUAUACAAGGUAGGGCUUCUAACCAAGUAUGGGCUUAGCCUUAUAAAAAUAGUUAAAAAUGAAACGCAAGCUCAUAAUGUUAUACAACAUCACAUUAAAAUGAGUUUCACAACACAAAAAAGCACCCAAAUAAACCAUCGAGAAAUAUAUAAAACUGUGUGUAACUGUAUGUUAGCAGUAUCAUGUUGAUAUAUCGUAAGUAUGCAAUGGUUUCAACUGAUGUAUGUACAGUGAGGAAUGUUACAAAUCAUUGUUUGUUUUACCUUUGUGUAACCAUUUUGCAAUAACUUUUGAAUUGUUAGCAAUAAAAGUAAAACCAAACAGAUUACAGGUGUGUUUAUUUUACUUUCA